GUUGGUCCAGGUACAGGUAACAUGACGGCCAAACUUUUAGAAAAGGCCAAACGAGUCAUUGCCUGUGAGGUGGAUGCUCGCAUGGUAGCAGAGUUGCAUAAACGAUUUCUGAACACCCCAUACCACUCCAAGCUAGACAUAAGAAUUGGAGAUGUGUUGAAAGCAGACCUUCCAACUUUUGAUAUAUGUGUAGCAAAUUUACCGUAUCAGAUUUCUUCACCAUUUGUCUUCAAGCUGUUGCUUCACCGACCCAUUUUCAAAUGCGCAAUUCUUAUGUUUCAACAAGAAUUUGCACAGAGAUUAGUUGCCAGACCUGGUGAUAAGCUAUAUUGCAGGCUUACUGUUAACACUCAGUUGUUAGCCAAGGUAGAUCACAUCAUGAAGGUUGGCAAAAAUAACUUCAGGCCUCCUCCAAAGGUAGAGUCAUCUGUUGUCCGAAUAGAACCGAAGAACCCAGUUCCAAAGAUUAACUUCUCAGAGUGGGAUGGUCUUCUUCGCAUUGCUUUUGUAAGAAAGAACAAGACUCUUGCAUCAGCUUUUAAACAAGCAUCAGUAAUGCAGACCUUAGAGAAGAACUAUAAAACAUGGUGUUCUGUGCAUGAAAAGAAAAUCCCAGAGGACUUUGACAUAAAAACAAAAGUUGAAGAUAUUUUGGCAGAAGGUGAUUUUGACAAGAAAAGAGCAAGACAGAUGGAUCAGGAUGAUUUUCUAGCAUUAUUACAUGCAUUUAAUAAAGAAGGAAUUCAUUUUGUAUAGGCAUUUAUAAUAUAGAGUUUAGGAAAUUAUAUUAAUCAAUUGCAAGGUCAACAGUUAAUAGCCAAUACUAUUUAGGUAUUUGUACCCUAGUGAAAGAUGGGGAAAUAUAUUUUUGUAAACCUCUAGAUCUUUCA
Molecule: messenger RNA, 890 nt
Organism: Penaeus monodon (black tiger shrimp)
Lineage: Eukaryota; Metazoa; Arthropoda; Malacostraca; Decapoda; Penaeidae
Product: probable dimethyladenosine transferase
Biological process (GO): rRNA methylation
Cellular component (GO): mitochondrial matrix
Molecular function (GO): rRNA (adenine-N6,N6-)-dimethyltransferase activity
Source: RefSeq, a predicted model, not a curated record